CCCGACGGCCCGGUUCAUCGAGAGAAACGUGUUCGAGAACUAGCGACGCCGAAUUAAGAUCUUCGACGCACGUACACACACAUACCUACAGAUAUACAGAUACAUAUCUACAUAAAUACAUAUAUAACAUAUAUAAGAAUAUAUAUAUAUUUAUAUAUUGAUAUAUAUAUAUAUAUAUAUAUACAUUUAAGAAGAAAACAUUAAUUUGGAAUACAAUCAAAUUAUUACGGAUACAUACACGCGUGUAUACCGGUCAGGUGCGCGAAAUCGUAACCGUAGUGGAAAUCUGGAUGAUCCGAAAUUUGGCAAGUUGAUCAACUCGCUAUCAAUACUUCUCAGUGAUCACUACGAUCCAGGAUGAUUGUCCUCGCGUGGUCUUUGUUCGUGCUGGUCUCGUUACUCGUCGCAACUAAUCAAGCCUUUUUUGCUGCUCCUGCACCAGUUCACGGAGCGUCGAGUUACGAUGUCACUGGCGUGCAGCGACGAUUGGAGAGUUACGAGGUGAUUCAUAAAGUUAAUAACAACCAACACCCAGUUGAUUCGACGAGCAAUAAUCAUGACGAUGAACAAACGGUUUAUGUGUUCGAAUUUGAAUCCGAGUCGAAUGAGAAAGAAGAAAGUCUGCAAGAAGGAAAGGAGACAUCUUCUGGUAAGCAAUCAUUUAUCUUUAUGGAUCUCGAUUAAUCCAUUAUAAAUNNNNUGGAUCCCUGGUCGAUCGUCUGGUACAUCGGUUCAUUCGGCGGCCUCGUCGCUUUUUUCCUCAUCGUCAGUUGUUCGGAAUGGUGCUGUCGUCGUGGUGGAAGGUCACUAUCGGUCCCUUAUUCUCAACGAAACGACGUGAUCAACGGACCGGUAGUAACCGAAACACCACCCCCACCUUAUCAUUUGUUCGCGCCACCCUCGUACGAUUCUGUGAACUAUGGCGAGAUAACGGACAAGACUUCUGGAGAGAAGGUAGACAUAUAUGUGAUAUCAGUGCCACUUCAUAGACCUGUGGUACAGGCACCAGCUUAAAUUUUCCUCGAAGAGACCCUCGAACGGAGGAUACCGGUCGAAUUGAAAUGGAAACGACACCGCGUCGAUGUCCAUUGACAAUCGUUUGUUGGUCCAUCAGUGGACGCAAUAGUACGAGAAGAAGGACGAUAUAUCGCUUUUGAAGAAUUUAUUAAAGCUUUCUCGGUGAUAUAUAUGCAUCUUCCUUUAAAUCGGGAGAAUUUUUGACAAUCGUUGGCCGAUCUAUGAACAAUAUCCAUUGAAAACGAGAUCAAGAAAGGACGAAGAACGAGCUUGAUAAAUUAUUCGUUUGAAUAUUGAAGAUACUUUUGAAUAUCGUGAACUUGAUACACAUAAGUAUCGCGAUGUAUGUAUGUGUAUAAAUUUGAAUAUUACGAAAUGAUAGAGAAGAUUUUUGUUCGUCGUUGAAGGAACAAAUAAUAUUUCACGAAGAUUAUUAAUAACAGGAUAAGGAAUUUGAAAGGUUGGAAGGACAUUUAUGAAACGAAGAAACGCGAGAAGCUUCGAAUCUCUCUAUGAUGACUGAUGGACACCGAAAAUUCCGAACUGUUAAAAAGAUUUCGAAAAAUUGUUACCGAAUAUUUAAAGAGACGUUAUAUUUCUGUGUAACAACGAAUGAAGAAAAGAAAUGGAAAGGCCGGUUAUAAAUAUUUCUAGAAUUUAAAAAUAUCAAUUGAGAAGGAAGGAAAAAAGAAAAAAAAAAAAAAAAAAAAAAGGCAAUAAGAAAUUUCAUCAUACACACUCGGACUAGAUCGAAUCAAUGAAGCAAUUUUCUCUGUGAUGAUGUUCGUAAAACGAACUGAAAUUAAAACUAGAAUGAAAUUAAUAAAAAAGACGUGCUUUUUGAGAAAAUGAAUCCGUUGCACGGAUAUUAAGCGAGCAACUUUUUUUCAUAUUUUUUUUAAGAAACUGAAUGGAAAAUCAACGAAAUACGAACAUAAUGUGUAUUCGAGCUCGAUUUCAUUCGAUAAAUGAGCAAAUGAUUUAGGAUCAGUCGCAAGUGUUUAAUUAAACGAAUUAUUUAUCCGAUCACUGCCUGAUUAGAUGAAUGAUUCGAAAUCAUUCUGAUCCUUUAUUAACUUUUUUACGCUAGUUUUUGAGUUCACGACUCGUCGUAACAAGUCUUGUGACUUGUCGUAGCAAAUUGAGAAAACAAAAAAACUGCCAUAUUUUCGUAUAUCGUUAUUUUUUAAGAUUAAUCUUACGCUACUU
This is a messenger RNA of Apis dorsata (giant honeybee), 2226 nucleotides long. RefSeq lists its product as uncharacterized. The transcript has 3 exons. NCBI's taxonomy places the organism in Eukaryota, Metazoa, Arthropoda, Insecta, Hymenoptera, Apidae. The record is from RefSeq and is a predicted model, not a curated record.